Symbiodinium pilosum is the source of this 423-nucleotide messenger RNA. The record is from the annotation of a GenBank genome assembly. NCBI's taxonomy places the organism in Eukaryota, Dinophyceae, Suessiales, Symbiodiniaceae.
AUGCCUGCCUGCAAAGUUGCGGUAACGUCUGCCAACACUGAAAAGCUCGCGGCCAUCGAGUCUGCCUUUCACAGUCACUUCGCGCAGCAAGGUCAAGCACGAUCCAUCACCAUGUUACCCUGCCCGGCAGACAGCGGAAUUCCACAUGGCCAGCCUUGGGGCAUGCAGCACACGUAUGAAGGAGCUCAGUCCCGGCUCACACACUUGAAGUCUUCGGGCGCAGGUGCAGCAGCAGACUACUACGUCAGCGCAGAGAAUGGGGUCUGUGCACUUCUGCGACAUGACGCAACCCUUGCGCUAGAUGUGGCUUGUGUGAUUGUGGAACGGGCGUGCGACGGGAAGGAAGGCAUGAACUUUAGCCAAGGCCGACCAUAUCCACUGCAAGAGAUUCAACAGAUGAAACGUGCUGGCUCAUCAAAUGCA